AUGACAGGAACAGAGCGGAAAGUUUUUCAGAAAUACUACCCUCCCGACUUUGACCCAUCAAAAAUCCCGAAAGCUUCUGGUGGACGAAACAGACAAUUUAUUCAACGUGUAAUGACUCCAUUCAAUAUGCGAUGCAAUACUUGUAGUGAAUAUAUUUAUAAAGGAAAGAAGUUUAAUAUGAGAAGAGAAACGGCUGAGGGAGAAAGCUAUCUUGGCUUGAGGAUUUUUCGAUUCUAUUUUCGUUGUCCAAAUUGUCUGGCCGAAAUCACCUUCAAAACAGAUAUUCAAAAUGUGGACUAUCAAGCUGAAAAUGGAGCAACACGUUUAUUCGAUGUAUACAAAUUUUGGCAAGAACAGGAACAAAAGGUGGAGGAAAAAGAGAAAGAAGAAAAGGAGGAUGCAAUGAAAAUGCUUGAAAAACGAACAAAAAUGAGCAAAUUGGAAAUGGAAGCAUUGGGUCACAUUGAGGAAUUACAAGAAAUUAAUAGACGCCAAGAAAGUAUUGAUACAAUUGGCUAUUUAAAUCAACUUGAACAGAAAAAUGCUCUUACUUUUGCCGAAAGGUUGAAGCGACAAGAAGAAGAGGACGAAAGAGAAGUUGAAAGGCUUGUAGAAAAAACUGGAGGAAAAUAUACAAAAAGAAUAAAAGAGGAAGAUGAAGAAGAUUUGUUAAAUGGCCCAAGUACAAGUUCUUCAAUAUUAUUAAAAAAUGAAGUUGAAAAAUUUGUUGGAACAAAGUUGAAUAAUUUGAAGGAAGAAACUAAUUUAAAAUCGAAUAUUAAACCUUCAAUGGAUUUGGCAUACAAAAGAACCUCAAAUCAAGCAAAUUUAUUAAAUUCGAUUAUGAUGGAUACAAGUGAACCAGUUCAAAACGUUGAGGCAACGAAGACAGGUCGCCGUCGUCCUGGACCAAAACGCGCUCGUCGACUUUAUGUUAAAGCAAUCUUUACUGGCUACAAACGAGGUCAACGCAAUCAAUAUGAAAACACUUCGCUUCUAAAAUUGGAUGGAGUGAAUGAUAAGGAGGGGGCAAAUUUCUAUCUUGGAAAGCGUGCUGUUUACGUCUACAAAGGCCACAAGAAAAUUGCUCGUGGUGGUGGACCAAAGACGCGAAUUCGUGCAAUUUGGGGACGUGUUACUCGCACACAUGGAAAUUCUGGAAUGGUCCGUGCAAAGUUUCGACACAAUUUGCCACCAAAAGCUAUGGGUAAACGAAUCCGUGUAAUGCUGUAUCCGAGUAAUAUUUAA
Messenger RNA from Meloidogyne enterolobii, 1248 nucleotides. The record is from the annotation of a GenBank genome assembly. Lineage: Eukaryota; Metazoa; Nematoda; Chromadorea; Rhabditida; Meloidogynidae.